Dufourea novaeangliae is the source of this 1059-nucleotide messenger RNA. Its product is annotated as heat shock factor 2-binding protein-like. The transcript has 6 exons. Gene Ontology annotation, cellular component: cytosol. The coding region runs from base 1 to 1059 and encodes 352 amino acids. The record is from RefSeq and is a predicted model, not a curated record. NCBI's taxonomy places the organism in Eukaryota, Metazoa, Arthropoda, Insecta, Hymenoptera, Halictidae.
AUGGACACGGAUGCGUACGCAGACCAAACAAAUUUAAAAGAUGAGGAACAAUUUUUGAUUUCCGUAGAAGAUACAUUGACCACCGUGAAGGAAAGUAUUCAUAACUUCAUAAAAGAUGUCCCUCAGGCGUUCGCUGAUUCUGGACUAGAUUUUGAUUUAGAAAAAUUAUCUGUCCAAGAUGGUCCAAACUUAAACCAUUUGAUGCGUUCGUUACCGAAAUCAUUUGUUGAUCACAUAAAUAAAGAUGACGAGAAGGAUAAAAUUACUGACCUGGAACUCGAAUGCGAACGAUUGCGUGCUCAAUUGCAGCAACAGAUGGACGCAAAUAAAAAAGCACAAGAGGAAAUAGAGAAUUUGAGAGAACAAAUAUUGAAUCAGAGCACGUACUGUACGAGUUUGGGGGCAGUUUUGGGCAAUCUAACUUGGCGGGCCUCUAGAUUUCCAGAAAUCGUCGAUGUCUGGCUCUCCGCGUUUCAGCAUAAGAUCGGUGAAUUUUUAUCGAUAACGGACGGAAGUUUCGUCGCGUUUGUAAAAACUUAUCGAAACGCGUUUCCCCCGACUAGUAAUGUCGAAUAUCAGUUCAUAAUCGCAUUAUUGGGCAUCGUGACGAACAUAUCUGCAAGUCCCGAGGGGCGUGAGUUUUUAAUCAGUAACCCGAACGGCAGAGAUUUCAUACAAAAGAUGAUGAACCUCAUGCCUAGUCUGCCUCUUUCGCAGGGUUCACUUUCAUUAAAAAGAUUGAUGCUCAUGCUAUUAUACAACGUCAGUAUGAAUAAAACCGGUUUGCAUCAUCUCUUCGAGUCCCGUGUCGGGGACGUGCUGAACUAUUAUUUGCGAAACAAUUCGUUACCGGAUGAAGUUCAGCUGCUUUGCCUGCGUGUAUUACAUUCCAUCACCUACGAUCUCACCAAUCCAAAAUAUAUAGAGGAUCUGAUCACAACUUUGCCAAUUGCCCAGAUAGAAGGUAUCGCCGUAUUGAACAAGAACGAGAUUAGCACCUUCGCAAAAGAAGUUAUGAAACAUUUAAGAGACUCGCAGAAAUUCGUGAGAUCGACUUAA